Capsicum annuum is the source of this 1538-nucleotide messenger RNA. Its product is annotated as E2F transcription factor-like E2FE. Gene Ontology annotation, cellular component: RNA polymerase II transcription regulator complex. Gene Ontology annotation, biological process: regulation of transcription by RNA polymerase II. Gene Ontology annotation, molecular function: DNA-binding transcription factor activity, RNA polymerase II-specific; RNA polymerase II cis-regulatory region sequence-specific DNA binding. NCBI's taxonomy places the organism in Eukaryota, Viridiplantae, Streptophyta, Magnoliopsida, Solanales, Solanaceae. Bases 153 to 1307 code for a protein of 384 amino acids. The transcript has 11 exons. The record is from RefSeq and is a predicted model, not a curated record.
CCUCCAAUGGCUAAUUUCCACCCCGCCAACGUCAACAAACCCUUUCUUAACGGCUCCUUCUUCUUCUCCCAUAAAACACAACAACACAUUUCUCUCUUGGUUAUACUUAUACACACAGUUGAAUUUGUUUCGUCAAAGAAAAGAAAAUCACUAUGGCCUUAACUUUAGAUCCUUCUAAAGAUUCUAGAUCUACGUAUUGUCGAAAACAGAAGUCUCUUGGUCUCCUAUGUUCUAAUUUCUUGAGCUUGUAUAAUCGGGAAGGCGUGGAGACUAUUGGGCUUGAUGAUGCUGCACGGAGAUUGGGUGUUGAAAGACGGCGGAUCUAUGAUAUUGUGAAUGUACUUGAAAGUAUUGGUGUUCUUGCAAGGAAGGCUAAGAAUAGGUAUUCAUGGAAAGGGUUCGGAGCAAUUCCGAGGACUUUGGAACAGUUGAAGGAAGAGGGUCUAAAAGAUAAUGGCAGUGGAUUUGAUGGGUCUAGCUCUGUCAAGGGUUCAGAUGAUGAUGAUGAUGAUAGAGACUCCAACCUAAUUGAUUCGAGUCAGACCGAUAAACUAAACCCCAAUUCUGGUGUCAACUCUGCAGGCCCUUUCAAAUCUGAAAAUAGGAGAGAAAAAUCAUUGGGACUUCUUACGCAGAAUUUUGUCAAGCUCUUCCUCUGUACCAAUGUUGAUAUGAUUUGCCUUGAUGAGGCAGCAAAGAUACUGUUAGGAGAUGGAAGGCCUCCUGCGAUGACAAGAACUAAAGUUAGGAGGCUGUAUGAUAUUGCUAAUGUUUUGUCUUCGAUGAAGUUUAUUGAGAAGACCCAUCACCCAGAGACGAGGAAACCAGCAUUUAGAUGGUUGGGGCUGAGAGAAAGAUCAGAAGACAAAUCAGUUGAUGCUCUUUGUGCUAAUGAAUCUAAGAAGAGGGUAUUUGGUAGUGAUCUUACAAAUUCAACUAUCAAGAGGAGCAGAGUUGGUCUACCUAUGGAUGGUAUUUCAGAUGAAGCAACUAGGAUACAAUUGCUUACUGAAGUGAAAUGUGAGAACCCGGAAAACGAUUUUCACAUUCCUAAACAGGAGCCCGGUUUAACAAGCAGCAAAAAGAGUUACCACUUCGGUCCAUUUGCUCCUCCAACCAUACCUCCAGCUGAAGUUUCUCAGUCUGACAGAAUGAAACGGGUUCAUGACUGGGAAAGUCUAGCAUCCAAUUACCAUCCUCAAUAUCACAACCAAGCACUGAAAGAUCUCUUUGCACAUUAUGUGGAAGCAUGGAAAUCAUGGUACUUGGAAGUUGCUGGGAAGAACCCAAUUCAGCUGAUCUCCUGAUGUGCUCUCUUUCUUGCUAAGAACAGGAUAAGCUGCCUUCGCGAACUAGACAUGGUCGAAUGCAUAUUCUCGUUGCAUUCAACAGUAAUUCUAUGUACAUUUUCCGUAUCUUUUCGGUUAAUAUUGAUUCUUGGAAGGAUUCAAGUGCCUUUUGGCAAAACAGAGUUUUUAUAGAAGUAAUAAAUUUAGGGCUGUAAUUGUCUCGUUAAUGUGCAACCCCCAAUCUAUCCA